CUGCCCGCCCCCUCCCCCGGCGGCCAUCACAGGAGACCAACACCAGCUUCCCUGCCCUGGAGAAGCCCUAGAUGAGGAAACUGAGACCCCAAAAGAGACAGUAACUUACCCAAGGUCACAUCCAACAUGCAGACUCCUGCUACGAUGUCUCUGCUGCUUGUGUCCAUAGUCCUCACGGAAGCACUUCAGAGCCACCCCAUCACACGACGAGGACUCUUCUCUCAAGAAAGGCCCCUGGACAUGGCCCCAACCUCCUUCGAUGACCAGUAUGCUGGCUGUGCAGCAGCCAUGACAGCUGCUCUCCCAGAUCUCAACCGCACGGAGUUCCAGGCCAACAAAGUGUACGCUGACAGCUGGGUGCUGGCCAGCAGUCAAUGGCAGGAGCGCAAAGCCUGGGGGCCAGAGUGGGGCCUCAGCCACACCCCGAUGUCCCCACCACCCCCCGGCUUCCGUGAUGAGCACGGGGUGGCCCUCCUGGCCUACACGGCCAACACCCCCCUGCACAAGGAGUUCAAUGCGGCCCUGCGCGAGGCGGGCCGCACCCGCGUCCACUACCUCCAGCACUUCCGCCAGGUGUUCCGAGGGGUGCAAGGCCUGCGCUUCCAGCCAGCAGGGCCUGGGGUCACCAUCCGGCUGGGGGGCUUCGCCUCGGCGUCCCUGAAGAACGCCACAGCCCAGCAUUUCGGCGAGGAAACCUUCUUUGGCAUCUGGACCUGCCUUGGUGUCCCUAUCAGGGGCUACUCCUUCUUCCCUGAGGAGGAGGAGGUGCUGAUCCCCCCCUUUGAGACCUUCCAGGUGAUCAACAGCAGCAGACCUGCCCAGGGCCCCACCCGCAUCUACCUCCGGGCCCUGGGCAAGCACAGCGUGUACAACUGCGAGUACAUCAAAGACAAGCAGUGCAAGUCUAGGUCCUGCCGACUAGGAAACUCAGCCAUGGGUCAGGGCCCUCUGUCUACAGUCUGGUCCUUUCCCCUGCUCCUCUGGUUCCUGGUCGGGGGAGUCUUCCCAGGGAGUCUGGGCCUCCUCUGACCCAUCAGACUCUGAACAGCCCUGCCUGCCACCUCUGCCCAACAUGAGGACGUCGGCCACAUGUGUGCUUUACUCUAAGUGUAGCCAAGAUCCGUAGAAAUGCCUCCUGCAGGGAACUCUGGGGCCUUCUCUGGCAGCUGCCAGGCCUGAUGGUGGAGAGACAGAAUUUUGGGCCUGAACUUUACCCAGUGCCCUAGGAGUGAGACAUUGAAGAGAGGUAGGGGGACUCCAGGACAGGCAACAACUCACUUGGAGGUAGAAGAUUAAACUCGUUUGUGCGUGGAGGUGCUGGGAGGAAAGCACGUGCCAUGGUA
Myotis davidii is the source of this 1343-nucleotide messenger RNA. It is a transcript of the gene ART1, whose product is annotated as ADP-ribosyltransferase 1. The record is from RefSeq and is a predicted model, not a curated record. The coding region runs from base 127 to 1029 and encodes 300 amino acids. The transcript has 6 exons. Gene Ontology annotation, molecular function: NAD+ poly-ADP-ribosyltransferase activity; NAD+-protein-arginine ADP-ribosyltransferase activity. Lineage: Eukaryota; Metazoa; Chordata; Mammalia; Chiroptera; Vespertilionidae.